GGGAUCAAGAAGCAGAAGACGGAGAGCCAGCAGAAAUCCACCAAUGUUGUCUAUCAGGCCCACCAUGUGAGCAGGAACAAGAGAGGCCAGGUGGUUGGGACACGGGGCGGAUUCCGAGGCUGUACCGUGUGGCUAACAGGUCUGUCUGGUGCUGGAAAAACGACCAUAAGUUUUGCUCUGGAGGAGUACCUUGUGUCCCACGGCAUCCCGUGCUACUCCCUGGAUGGGGACAAUGUCCGUCAUGGCCUUAACAAAAACCUUGGAUUCUCUCCCGGGGACAGAGAAGAAAAUAUCCGCCGAAUCGCCGAGGUGGCCAAGCUGUUCGCUGACGCUGGUCUGGUCUGUAUUACCAGCUUCAUUUCUCCAUUCACAAAGGACCGUGAGAACGCCCGCAAGAUCCACGAAUCUGCAGGACUGCCAUUCUUUGAGAUAUUUGUGGAUGCACCUCUAAACAUCUGCGAAAGUCGAGAUGUCAAGGGCCUCUACAAGCGCGCCCGAGCCGGGGAGAUCAAAGGGUUUACGGGUAUUGACUCUGACUACGAGAAGCCCGAAACUCCUGAACUUGUGCUCAAAACCAACCUGUUCCCAGUGGGCGACUGUGUCCAGCAGGUGGUGGAGCUCCUGCAGGAGCAGAACAUUGUACCCCACACUAUAAUGAAAGGCAUCCAUGAACUCUUUGUGCCAGAGAACAAACUUGACCAAGUCCGAGCUGAGGCGGAAGCCCUCCCAACACUGGCCAUUACCAAGCUGGACCUUCAGUGGGUCCAAGUUCUGAGCGAAGGCUGGGCCACUCCCCUCAAAGGUUUUAUGCGGGAGAAGGAAUACCUACAGGCUAUUCACUUUGACACCCUCCUGGACGAUGGAGUGAUCAACAUGAGCAUCCCCAUUGUACUACCUGUCUCUGCGGAUGAUAAGACGCGGCUGGAGGGACGCAGUGAGUUUGUCCUGACACACAAUGGACGGAGAGUAGCCAUCUUACGAGACCCUGAAUUCUACGAACACAGAAAGGAGGAGCGUUGUUCCCGUGUGUGGGGGACAGCGUGUGCCAAACACCCCCAUAUCAAAAUGGUGAUGGAAAGUGGGGAUUGGCUGGUUGGUGGAGACCUGCAGGUGCUGGAGAGAAUCCGGUGGAAUGACGGGCUGGACCAGUACCGCCUGACGCCUCUGGAGCUCAAGCAGAAAUGUAAAGAAAUGAAUGCUGAUGCGGUGUUUGCCUUCCAGCUGCGCAACCCCGUCCACAAUGGCCACGCUCUGCUGAUGCAGGACACCCGCCGCCGGCUCCUGGAGAGGGGUUACAAGCACCCCGUGCUCCUGCUGCACCCUCUGGGUGGCUGGACCAAGGAUGACGAUGUGCCCCUGGACUGGCGCAUGAGGCAGCAUGCAGCUGUGCUUGAGGAAGGUGUCCUGGACCCCAAGUCAACCAUCGUGGCCAUCUUCCCGUCUCCAAUGUUGUACGCCGGCCCCACGGAGGUCCAGUGGCACUGUAGGUCUCGGAUGAUCGCAGGGGCCAACUUCUACAUCGUGGGCCGGGACCCUGCUGGAAUGCCCCACCCUGAGACCAAGAAAGACCUGUAUGAACCCACUCAUGGGGGCAAGGUCUUGAGCAUGGCCCCUGGUCUGACCUCUGUGGAAAUCAUUCCAUUCCGAGUGGCUGCCUACAACAAAAGCAAGAAAGCCAUGGACUUCUAUGAUCCAGAAAGGCACAACGAAUUUGACUUCAUCUCAGGGACCCGGAUGAGGAGGCUGGCCCGGGAAGGAGAGAAUCCCCCGGACGGCUUCAUGGCCCCCAAAGCGUGGAAAGUCCUGACGGAUUAUUACCGGUCCCUGGAGAAGAACAACUAAAAUGUCCUCCAGCUCCAGAAGUUUCUUCCUGAAGUGCUCUUCGAUUCCUUUUUCUAUUUUUGUGAUUAGAUGCUUGAUACAGAAUUGCUUCUCAGUGACUGAUUUUUCAUGUUUUAUGAUGAGGGUAAAAAUUGUGUCUAUUAAUUUAAAGUCAACUUCAAUAACAUAUAAAAGAAAGUCACACUGAAGACCACAUCUUAGCAGGUGACAGCAAUGCUGUUAUGAUUUCAGGAUGAAAUUACUUGUAUUCUCUACUGCAUCUGAUUUGGCAGGUCCCAGAUUCCUUGAUGCUUUGACCGUGUGCCUAGUUUCCUCGCCAGAAGGUAAAAGAGUAUUUUCCAGCAUAAGUCUUGCCAAGCUGCGCUCGCCCAGUGUCAUGGUAGUCAAAUACACCAGUGAGCAACCUCUUCUGUCCGAGCGACCUAAGAGGGGGAGAAAGUCCUCACCCCAAGUGAGGUGUGGCUCACCUGAUUCCUGCCGCUAUUUCACCCCCUGUACAACCUUGCUGCCCGAUGGUGCUCACCUGCCUGGAGACACCAAAUGUGUGGGAAUGCGAAUUUAAUCUCUGAUCUAUGCAACUUAGUUCCACUGAGAAAGUUACGUUGUCUCGUAAAGAAGGCUUAGGGCCCUUGUGUGAAUAAUCGAAGUCCAGUGAUUUUCAGUUGGAGAGCCACGUGCGCUUUGACCAAAAGAUUUGCGUGCUGGGCUCCCACCAUCCGGUGCGUUGCGGCAGGUCAAUCUCCCUCCUCUUUGCUGUCAUUGUGUCCUGGGCGAGGGUGCAGCUGAAACUGGUUCAUGCCAUCAGACUAGGGAGCUGCCAGGAUGGGAGGAGAUCGCAGAAAACGUGGCCUCCAACCCUUUGGUCUCUUGCGGGGACCACACUAGAUGAUGUGUAGUGCGUGCUCCAUGAGCUGCUGAGGCUGCCCGAAAAACGCACCGCUGGCAUUGUGUAGUAAGUACCAGGGGCCCUGAGUGGGCACACCUCCACUUCACUCCGCAUCUGGUGCUGUCUGCACCGUACAUAUGCCCCUCAGUUGCUUGGCCAAAUUCCUUGCACCAGGGCACUUACAAAGCAGCCUUCUUGGAUGCCAGGAGGUCCAGGGUUUCCUCAACGCUGCUGAUCUUGGUAUGGCUGCAAAAACAAAACAAAACAAAACUUUUCCAAAGACUUAUGCUGUGCCAAGACACCUAACCUCCAAUGGCUUUACUUCUUGGGAGGUGAUCUUUUGUACUUUAUGCAGAAUUCCUUGUUGCUAAAGAAUACAUGAAGAAACAGUACCUUGUGUACUUAGGUCUCUCUGGGAGGACUUAAAACUGGAAAGAGAAAACUGUGAUUUUUUCAUAUUCUCAGUAUUUUUUAAUGCAAAUCUUAGCUAACGAAAGCUCUUUUCAGAAUAAAUUGCAUACAGUGGCCACAGCAAAACAUAACUGCCUUUACUAGAAUAGUGCUUGUAUUGAUUUAAUAAUCAGAGGUACUCAUUACUGCCUUUUUAAAACAACAGCGUAUUUAUUGAAAACACGGGACAGGAUAUAGUGCCUUAACUGAUAUAUUUUGUGAUUUUAAAAAUAUAUAUUUAAAAUUGCUUUUCUGCUCUUCAUACCACACAUAGUGCAAAUGACUAUUUCUACAGACAAGUGAUCCUUGUUUUUAUUUUAAUAAAUUUCUCAAAAUGGAA
Suricata suricatta (meerkat) is the source of this 3518-nucleotide messenger RNA. RefSeq names its product 3'-phosphoadenosine 5'-phosphosulfate synthase 2 (gene PAPSS2). The record is from RefSeq and is a predicted model, not a curated record. Gene Ontology annotation, molecular function: adenylylsulfate kinase activity; sulfate adenylyltransferase (ATP) activity; ATP binding. The annotation marks the transcript as partial. Gene Ontology annotation, biological process: sulfate assimilation; 3'-phosphoadenosine 5'-phosphosulfate biosynthetic process. The transcript is spliced from 12 exons. Lineage: Eukaryota; Metazoa; Chordata; Mammalia; Carnivora; Herpestidae.